GUGGCCGGAGUGCGCCUGCGCGGAAUCCUGCCGUUCCUUCAGUGCGCUGAGGAAGGACGCCAAAAGCAGGGAGAGGUGGCGGCGGAGACUCAGUGGCGCGGCGCAGACCGGCCGCAGUGCGUGGGGGAAGAUGGACGAGGAGGCGGCCGUUCAGCGCUGGCGGCUCUGGGCUCUCUGGCUGCCCUGUUUCUUCCUACUCUGGGACCGACCGGCUGCGGGAAUACAGUCCCCUCCGCCGACAGACCUUCCCCCGCCGGCUAUGCCAUGUGCUGCUUUCACCGGAAAGACUUGUGAAGAAUGUUUAAAAAAUACUUCAUGUCUUUGGUGUGCUACAAAUUCCACUUGUGCAGACUAUCCUGUGGGGAAGCUGUUCCCAACCUCCUCAGUGUGCGAAUUUCCAAAGGCUUAUUGGGCAGUUUGCUGGGUCAGUUUUGAGGCCAUGAUCAUCAGCAUGGGUGUUGUAGCAGGUAUCCUUCUACUGCUCAUAGUAUGCUGUUGCUGUCUCUGCUACUUCAGGAAAAAAGGUCGUCUUAGGGGGAGACUUGCUGAAGAAGAAGAAAGCUUUAUUAGAGAUCGGGAAGAAAAAAGAAUGCAGUCCCUUCAGCGGAAACAUGAAAGAAAGUUGAAACACAAUGAGAUACGUAAGAAAUAUGUCUGUGGCUGCUUGGUGCCCAGACAGAGUCCUUGACAAUAUAUGGAAAAAAUGUGUGAAGUGUAAGUAAUUUAUCUAUCUAUCUUCUAUAUAUAUAAUUCUCUAAAGUGUACCUGUGGCUAAUCCUGCGCGUGGCAGCUUUUGCGAGAGUUCGCGAGCAGAAGCAUUGUGGUGACUGGGCACUGGAGAUUCCAUAUGCAGAUAGGGAGGAGGAGCCUAUGAGAGCAGAAGCACCAUGGUGAUUGGGCAGUGGGGAUUCCAUAUGUAGAUAGGGAGAAGGAGGCUGCCGUUGUGUGAACUAGAUGAGGAAACAAGAUGAACAAGAUCUGUUAACUCAGGAAGUGGGUGGGGGGAGAGAGAAAGUGAGGGAAAGAGCGAGUGGAGGAGAGAGAAAUAGAGAAAAAGAAGGGAGGAGAAGAGAAAAAGAAGGAAGGGCGAGGGAUGGGCCCGAGCCUGUCAGCGGCCUGAUGGGAACAAGGGGCCAUGGCAGCGGCACCUAUUGGCAGCAAGGAAGGGCCCAGCCCAAACCACUGCUGCUGUUUGGGGCUACCAAGGCCAUUGGCGAGGUAGGCAGGCAAGGGACAGCCCCGGGCCUGUCAGUGGCCUGAGAGGAACGAGUGGCCAUCGCAGUGGCAGUGAGGAAGGGCCUGGUCAACCUCUGGUGCUGCUCCUCUGGAGAGGAGAAGGGCUCAGGUGAGAGUGGGAAGGUCUCUGGAGAUGGGAGCUACAGCUUGGCCAAUUGGCACCAGCAACCGAGACCAACUGCAGCCGAGACCAAGAGGGGUGAGGGGGAUGGAAGCUACCGGAUGGAGGAGGAGGAGUGCAGCUCAGGUGAAGGUGGAGAGACCUCUGAGGUGAGAGGGGCUGUGGCAGGGGGUGAGGGGAGCAAUCAAGUACUAGCGUGUGAUGCUCUGUGCGGAUUAAGCUAGUUAACUGUAAUGCCAUAGUUGGGUGUUUUUUUAAAACUUCCUUAAUUUUGAUCUUGAAGCUAGUAAUCUGCUUUGAAAUUGAGAAGAUAUGGUGAUCAAAACAUUUGGGACAUGAUCCAGCUAAAGUUAAGCAUUUUGGCCACCUGCUUCUGUGGUCUGGUAUGUUUCUUAUACUGGCCAAAAAGAAUUUAUGCCUUUGUGUCAAAGAAGAGAUUGUUGAAUGAGCUGUGUAGAAUGGGAGAAGAAGUAAGCCCUGUACCUAGGAUUUAUAAAUAUGUGUCAAGGAAAGUUGAAUCCUGUGGUUCUCAUAAGUUGAAAUAAAAUGUUUAAACCUCUUAAUGUUAAAAAAAAAAAAAGUAUAACCUUGACAUGAUCAUGGUAGUAUUCACACAACUGGAUAAUGUGCAUGUGCAGCAGCUAUCUCAGUAAGACUUUCAAGCUCCAUGUGAUGCUCUCACUCCGCCCCACGAUCAUGCACAUCCAUUAGAAAAGGGGGUUGGAGUGUCGUUGCCUUCAGUUCCUUUCCGAUUGCUGCCAGAGCAGCACUGGGAGGAAAUUGUUCUAAGUACUUGAGGACUUUAUUUCUUCAAGUACCUGAAAAGGUCAGUGAGAGAGAGACUCUGUACUGCUCUGUUACAAAGCCCAGAUCGCAAUUUUAUGACCGACUGGAAAACAUUUAAGUGGUGUGGGACUUGCAAAGCUAAACUUCACUUUGGAAAGACACAACUUAUAUAUUUUGUGUCUUGUUGAGGAACAUAAGACAAACGUAUGUAAGAUCUGUUGUCUUUUUCAUAGCAAGCGUGGAAGAACCAUGAACUCCACUUAAAAGACGGCCUAUAUAAUUUAGCAUUGUAGCUGCUGCCAGUAACAAUGUUGAUUGCCACCCCAGCAAAAACUUUGACAUCAACGCCAACCUCUACCCCACUGAGGCAAGUCACCACAAUAUUGAUCGGGUCAACCAACCCAAUACCUACACCCUCACCACCAUCAGCAAAAGCUCCAAGUCCUAGGGCAGAGACUUCUAUAUCAGCUAAAACAGUUGAUAUCAACAGUGAGUGCUUCAAUGUUGAAGCUACUUCUGUCUACCUCAAACAUCUCGAAAGAGGAGUGAAAGGGGAAAGUGAAAUCCACCAAGACCACAUGGAGAGAGCAACCCGGAGGAAACUAAAAGAAACUCCACAAAACAUCUUUGACAACAGGACAUGAGACAUCAAAACACAUCUCCUCCACAACUGGUUCAACUUCAGCAUCGGCGUCAACAUUGAAAGAGUCUACGAAACGAAAGGACAAAGCGCCUACCCUAUUAACAGAGCCAAACCCACUGACAUUGACCAGCCCAACUGCGAUAGUCCCAACGUUAAACAAAGUUGCAACUGCAGAAUCGUCAACACUGUUAGCAAUACCUAACAACAUCCACAAAGUCCACAGUUCUUACACUGGAUACUUUGACAAGGAAAAAGGACAUUCCAGUAAGGAUGGAAGACUCACUGUGCUAUAAUGUAUUGGCAAUACCAAUGAUGUCUAAAGUCACAAUGCCCUCUAGAGAACAUUCCCAUUCUCCACCAUAUUCACUGAGGGGUCACAUAAGCUAUGAUGAGGAGGUGAUUGGAAUUCCAAAGACCCUUUUAAUGGUCUCCUGCUCCACAUAGAUCAAUAGAUGAUGAGGGGGACAGAAAGCACAUCACUACAGGAGAACCUUGUUAAUCACGGACUCGCCAGCCGUGGUUUCGCGUAUCUGUGGUUGGGUAAUAGAUAUAUUUCUAAAGGGGAAUCCGGCAAGGAUUCCCCUUUACAAAUAAAGGGCUUGGGUUGAAGGGGGGCAAGGGGAAAGGAGGCAACAUUUUACAUUAAAAAAUAGUUGUGGAGGCAGCACAUUUUACCUUUGAAAAUUGCUGCAGACGGUAUGUGGUGGACUUGUAACAAAGCCCAAUCAUUUUGGAGGCAAAUUCACUCUAAAAUGGAGCAAAUCUUAGAAGUUAAACUCCCUUUUCUAUCAGAAAGUUUUCUUUUAAAUAUGUCAAAUUCUUGUGUUCCUGCUAAGUUUAAUGAGCUAUCUUUAUAUAUGAUCACUGUUGCUAGGAUUUUAUAUGCUUCUAAUUGGCACUCCUCUGAGUUCCCAUCCUUAAAUGGCUGUUUUUUUAAAUUAUGGGACUAUGCCUCUAUAUCUAAAGUUACUGCUAAUAUGAAAAAUGUUUCUACAGAUUCAUUUAUGCUUGUUUGGGAACCUUUAUAAACUUUAAUAUUUGACAAGGUCA
Molecule: messenger RNA, 3836 nt
Organism: Hemicordylus capensis (graceful crag lizard)
Lineage: Eukaryota; Metazoa; Chordata; Lepidosauria; Squamata; Cordylidae
Product: pituitary tumor-transforming gene 1 protein-interacting protein-like
Exons: 7
Coding region: 131-688 (185 amino acids)
Biological process (GO): protein import into nucleus
Cellular component (GO): cytoplasm; nucleus
Source: RefSeq, a predicted model, not a curated record